Molecule: messenger RNA, 698 nt
Organism: Gaeumannomyces tritici R3-111a-1
Lineage: Eukaryota; Fungi; Ascomycota; Sordariomycetes; Magnaporthales; Magnaporthaceae
Exons: 2
Coding region: 1-606 (201 amino acids)
Source: RefSeq, a predicted model, not a curated record
AUGUCCAAAGUCGUCUUCCAAACCAGUCCCUCUUGGGAAACUUUAGGAACGGUGCCAACAUCACUGCCGCAACAAGCACCUGACACUACUGUCCAAGCCUAUAACCCAUUUGGGUUUGAAAUUACACUAGAUUUUCCAUUUGGUUUUAACAGCUCCUCCGUUUUCUUCCCAUCGCCCGCCGCCGCACCAUCACCGGACGAUGUGGUACCUGAAAGCAUUUACCAUAACCCUGGUGCACCAUCCUCGCCGGUAUGGGCUAAUGGUAGUAGCACGCAAUUCACAACGCAAUUUAACGAAAGGGACGGAGACGGGCCGAACGAAUCCGAUGAGGCACGCUUACAAAAAUGCUCGGUUGAGGGCUGCGAUAAAAGAUACAAGAGGGCGGAGCACAAAGUCCGCCACGAGAAGGGGCACAACGAAGAGGCUACAUAUGGGUGCCAUCCUAACUGCAAACGCAAGUACGUCGUGCGAAAAAGCCGAAUUGACAACCUCCGGCAGCAUGCCAAGAAGCAUAUAAAAGGCACCCUCAUGGCGAAUAAAAUCGAGGGUAUUGAGCAAUGGGUGGAGGAAAUGUAUCCCAAGGGUAAUAGAGGGGGUCGUCGUUGAGCCGCAGGACUGAGGCUGCAUUAUGGAUUCCUGACGUUGGAAAUUUGCUGCUGAUCGCAGUACAAAGAGGGAGCUUGCCGGCGAGCUGACGU